Messenger RNA from Propithecus coquereli (Coquerel's sifaka), 4109 nucleotides. It is a transcript of the gene KIF24, whose product is annotated as kinesin family member 24. Gene Ontology annotation, biological process: microtubule-based movement. NCBI's taxonomy places the organism in Eukaryota, Metazoa, Chordata, Mammalia, Primates, Indriidae. The coding region runs from base 24 to 4109 and encodes 1361 amino acids. Gene Ontology annotation, molecular function: microtubule motor activity; ATP binding; microtubule binding. The transcript is spliced from 12 exons. The record is from RefSeq and is a predicted model, not a curated record.
UUUAUAGAAACCUAUUCACAAAAAUGGCAUCCUGGUUAUAUGAAUGUCUUUGUGAAGCUGAACUUGCACAGUAUUAUCCUCAUUUUACUGCCCUUGGCCUUCAGAAAAUAGAUGAAUUAGCCAAGGUUACGAUGAAGGACUACUCCAAACUGGGAGUCCAUGACAUGAACGACCGCAAACGUCUCUUCCAACUUAUCAAAAUUAUUAAGAUUAUGCAGAAAGAAGAUAAAACAGUCAGCCCAGAGCAUCAUCUUCAGACAAGUAGCGUGUACAUCAAGCCUCAGGAAUUCAGAUCUGGCCCUCGCAGACAGCUGCACUUUGAUUCUCCUGUGGACAAUAAAGACAGAACUGCCAGCAAUGAUGGGUUUGAAAUGUGCCGUUUAUCAGAUUUCUCUGCAAAUGAACAGAAGUCCACUUAUCUAAAAGUGCUGGAACACAUGCUACCAGAUGAUUCCCAGUACCAUACAAAAACACGAAUUCUGAAUACCACAGCUGCUGAUUCCUAUAUGCAAACAGAAACUAACACUGCACUCUUUUCAUCAAAUCACUUUUCUCCGAUAUUAGGACAUUGUGAUAUUCCCAUUAUUCAAAGAGUCUCUCAUGUUUCAGGUUAUAACUAUGGAAUCCCUCAUUCUUAUAUCAGACAGAAUACCUCAGAGAAAGAGAAUCCUUGGACUGAGAUGGAGAAAAUCAGAGUUUGUGUUCGAAAACGUCCUCUGGGCAUGAGGGAGGUACGUCGUGGAGAAAUUAAUAUUAUUACUGUAGAAGACAAAGAAACCCUACUUGUGCAUGAGAAGAAAGAAGCAGUUGACCUCACACAAUAUAUUCUUCAGCAUGUUUUUUAUUUUGAUGAAGUCUUUGGUGAGGCGUGUACCAAUCAGGAUGUAUACAUGAAGACUACUCACCCACUCAUUCAGCAUAUUUUCAAUGGAGGCAAUGCCACUUGCUUUGCAUAUGGACAGACAGGUGCUGGAAAGACCUACACCAUGAUAGGAACUCAUCAGAACCCAGGACUGUAUGCUCUGGCUGCCAAAGAUAUCUUUAAGCAACUAGAAGUAUCCCAGCCAAGAAGGCACCUCUUUGUCUGGAUCAGCUUCUAUGAAAUCUACUGUGGACAGCUUUAUGACCUCCUAAAUAGAAGAAAAAGGCUCUUCCCAAGAGAAGAUAGCAAGCAUGUGGUACAGAUAGUGGGACUGCGAGAACUUCAGGUGGAUAGUGUGGAACUCCUCUUAGAGGUGAUCUUAAAGGGAAGCAAGGAGCGCAGCACUGGAGCCACUGGAGUUAAUGCAGACUCCUCCCGCUCCCAUGCUAUCAUCCAAAUUCAGAUCAAAGAUUCAGCCAAGAGGACAUUUGGCAGGAUCUCUUUUAUUGACUUGGCUGGCAGUGAAAGAGCAGCAGAUGCCAGGGACUCAGACAGGCAGACAAAGAUGGAAGGUGCAGAAAUAAACCAGAGUCUUCUGGCUCUGAAGGAAUGUAUCCGAGCACUGGAUCAGGAACACACCCACACUCCCUUCAGGCAAAGCAAAUUAACUCAGGUCCUGAAGGACUCUUUCAUUGGUGAUGCCAAAACCUGCAUGAUCGCCAAUAUCUCACCAAGUCACGUGGCCACUGAACACACUCUGAAUACCUUGCGCUAUGCUGACCGGGUCAAAGAACUAAAGAAAGGCAUUAAGCGUUGUGCUUCAGCUACCAGUAGAAAUCGGACAUCUGGAAGCUCCUCUCCAAAACGAAUUCAGAGCUCCCCUGUGGCCCUGCCAGGGGACAAGUGUUCUCCCAAGAAAGUAAAGCUGGGGCUUCAGCAAUCACUCACAGUGGCACUGGGCUCCACAAGAGGGAAGACCCAUCCUCUGGCCAGCCACCCACCAAACAUCCCUUUUGCUUCUGUACCUAAAGUCCCUGGUAAAAGGGGUAGCUCCAGAGGGAGUCUUCCUCAAGAGUGGGUCAUUCAGACUAGCCCUGUCAAAGGAACCAUGAGUUUUGGACAUUUGGCCAGAAAAAGGGCAGAAGAGUCAGUACCCUUGUGCUCUGAGAAAAAUCAAAUUGGCAACAAAACUGCCCUUGGGUGGGGAAGCAGAGCUCCAGGCCCAGAAGAAGGCCUAGUGCAUGGUAAGCUGCCCACCAAGUACAAGAAAGUUCAGACUGUGCAGCCAGUACAGAAGCAGCUUGUGUCACGAAUUGAGCUCUCCUUUGGCAACACCCACCACAUAACAGAGUAUAGUCAGGACAGCAAGGGAGGCAGCCCUGCCUCUGAAACUUGGACAAACAUCCUUCCACAUCAGAAGGACAGGGAGGAACAUUUACGUUUUUAUCACCAGCAGUUCCAGCAGCCUCCUCUCCUCCAACAAAAGUUAAAUUACCAACCACUAGAAAGGUUUUUAUGCCAGUACAGGACACCAGAGGGUCAGCUCCAGAAUGAGACUCCCCCUCUGUUCCACUCUUAUUCUGAGAGCCAUGAUGGAGCCCAAGUUGAGGACCUUGAUGACAGUGAUUUCAGUGAAGAUUCUUUUUCACAUGUCUCCAGUCAAAGGACCACAAAGCAGAGGAACACCCUGGAGAAUAGCGAAGACUCAUUCUUCCUUCAUCAGAAUGGGGAGCAAGGUCCUGAGGAGCAGGCAGCAGAAAGGCGGGAGAGUCUAUUUUCUAGCCCCAAGACUGAUGUUCAUGAGAAAGGUCUAAGUGAAAGCUGGGUUUACUCCAAGGACCCUAUAAGCCACAGAAGAGCAGCACUUGAUCAUAGCAGCAGCCCAAGUAAGGUGCCCUUAGAUUGGAACAGAGAGGAGGACUCCACCUCCUCAGGGCAUUCUCCCAGAGACAGCCUGGCAGAGAAGCCUUACUGCUCACAGGUAGAUUUUAUAUAUGGCCAGAAAAGAGGUGGAGGCCCUGCCUUUGAUCUCAGACAGGAUGCCUUCAGAAGUAAGGUUCCUGGGCACACUGAGAGCAGCUUGCCAUCCUCAGAGGAAGAUGGUUUCACUUUCUCACUAUCUCACAGUGUAGUUCCUGGAUCCCCAGACCAAAGAGACACAGUCACCACACAUUUGAGAGAAGUCAGUGAAGAUAGCCCAAUUCAAGUGACUAGAACAGUGAAAAACAGUAAUGCUUCCCAAGGAGAAGACUCUAGAGGGCAAUUAGGCAUGUGCUCUGAAUAUGCUUCUGGACUGAUGGCUCCCCUCACUGUGUCCCUCCUGGAGAACCCAGAUGAUGAGGGUUCUCCUCCAUUGGAGCAGCUGGCCCAGGAUAGGGCUAUGCAUAGUCCAGUGGCAGAGAGCACAGGGGGGCCAGUUGUGGGCCACGCAGUGUCAUCUGGUAAUCAAGAAGCAGUCUUGCCAGUGUCUUCAGCAACUGGGCACCUGUGGCUGUCCUCAUCUCCACCUGACAAUAAGCCUGGGGGUGAUCUUCCAGCUCUGUCUCCAUCACCCAUCCGUCAGCACCCACCUGACAAGCUGCCCAACAGAGAGGCUGACCUGGGAGAGGCCUGCCAGAGCAGAGAGACUGCCCUCUUCUCCCAGGAACAUGUGGGUGGUGAGCGGUAUGAUGCUGAUGCUGAAGAGGUAGAGCUUGGCGGCUCCUCGGGUUUCCCAAAAAAGCCCUUCCCUAUCAUACAUACUGGGGUGCCUCAUUCUGGACCUACACUCACCACACAAACAGGAAGUAGUGUCCAAUCCUGGGCUCAGAGGAGAAAACAUCCUACAAGUUUUGGUUGGCAGGAGCUUGGUUUGUCCGCAGACCCCAUGAAGUUGGCCUGCUGCAAAGACAUCACAUGGCUCAAACAUAGGCCAGUCUCAAGGUGUAUAGCAGGGCCGGGCUCUCCCCUGGUCCACAGCCGCACUCCCAAGACUGCAGGGACACUCCAUCAGCCCACCCUGAAGCAAGCACAGCAGGUAGUCAUCCAAGCACACCAGGAACAACUGGAUGAAAUGGCCGAGCUAGGCUCCAAGGAGGAGACCCUGAUGAGCCAGCUGGCUUCUAAUGAUUUUGAAGAUUUUGUGACCCAGUUGGAUGAAAUCAUGGUUCUGAAAUCCAAGUGCAUCCAGAGUCUCAGGAGCCAGCUGCAACUGUACCUUACCCGCCACAGGCCAGCUGCAGCCCCUGAGAGGACAGUGGUGUCUUAG